This is a messenger RNA of Annulohypoxylon truncatum, 2009 nucleotides long. RefSeq lists its product as uncharacterized. Gene Ontology annotation, biological process: mitotic sister chromatid segregation; kinetochore assembly. The coding region runs from base 511 to 1515 and encodes 334 amino acids. The record is from RefSeq and is a predicted model, not a curated record. The transcript has a single exon. NCBI's taxonomy places the organism in Eukaryota, Fungi, Ascomycota, Sordariomycetes, Xylariales, Hypoxylaceae. Gene Ontology annotation, cellular component: nucleus.
CGUUCUCCCUAUAUUUGUUUGUAACUCUAGCUUAACCGUUCAACGACAACGUAUGUAAUUUGAAGGCAUUCCAACCAUAAACGGCAGCCACGUUGGAUGAUUAGACACUUCCUACUACCUAUGUACCUACCAUACGACGAAGAGUCAGUGAUUGCCAAUUUUGUAUACUCAACUUUAUUAGGAAUUACCUCGUGCUCAAGAACUUUGAAUCAUCUAAACAACAAUUCGGACCAAUUAAUUAGAAAUACUCCAGUAAACCGCAUAGUACCUACAUAGGUAUUGUUUGCACCGCAGAUCCACCGGCAAUUCAUUACUAGCAUCUCAUUGCUUGGCAUCUCACUGACGAUGCCCCUGGCCGGACAUUUCUUCCCGCAUAUUAUCUGCAAUAUGGAAAGAUAGGCCUCCACUACAAGCUGCAAGGCAUCACAUCAUAUUUUAUCCCAUUACAAGGAAGGUCUUGCAGCACAUCAAUUUUCCUCUCUUGGCAAUUGGCAUGAUACCUCGUUCAAAAUGGACACCACGAUGCGCUUGAGUAACGAUACCGAUUUGAUUCAUGAAUCUCGUCUUAAAGAAACAUUACAAGAGCUCCAGACAGCAGUUAGGGUCCGCGAGAAUACGCUAAAUGAGUUGCGGUCCGCCCCAGCUGCGUUACGCACAGGUCAACCUCAUCCUCCCACAGCAUCAUGGGAUAUCAUGAAGACAGCCUACGACGAGUUGGCAGAACAGACACCAUUUUUGCCGUUCCCGGACUCUGUACUGCCGGCUCUCUUGGCCCUUCGGAAAACCCAUCAGACGGUAGAGGAGACUAAAGCCUACCUAGCAUCCCAUAAAGACUCGGUUGAAAAGACCAAGCGACGACUUGAAGUGGAGAAGUCAAAUCUUGAAGACCAAAAGGCUCUCUCACAGAGCCUACGGAAUCGUAUACAGGCACUGAAGGAUGGCCUGGAGAGCCGGAUGGAGAUGGGACCGGAAGAUAUCGCUGCGGAGCGGAUCAAUGAGCUGAAGCAGAAGAAGAAGCGCUACGAUAAAGAGACAUCCGCGCUCCUUAAGGCUCUCAGAAGGUUCAUCGAUGAGCAUCUAGCAGGCAUGCUUGCCGCCGAAGAACUCGGAGGCCCUGUGGUCGGCGAGAUUAUGGACAUUGACGGAGAUGACCUCGCCGCAGGAUUUAGUUCCCAGGGCAAGCUGAAGAAAGCUAAGGAAAACCCGGAUCAAGACAAACGGCAACGGCGGAUUGACGAGAUAUGGGGUACACGAGAAGGUGAUCAGCCGUCAGCAAAAGCAAGCAAUGACAACCGGGAUGAGACCGCGGCUGCUGGUGCGGAGAUGCGAGAUCUAACUGAGGAACUGCUCAACACCCUCGCGCAAUCGGACGGCGAUAAUUCAGCCGCUUACGUCCAGCUUCCAAGAGAGUCAGCAGCCGCUAGGUUCUUAGUUCGAUCUAGAGUCGCUCAAUUUCACCCCAGAGACUCGACGAAGUUACGAUUAAUCGACUUUGGUAAAGAAUUGGACGAAUAAUACGUUUAUUUCCACCGUAUUCACGGCAUUGCCACGAGUCGGAUAUGUACGUAAGCUACGGCGGCAGGCAAAACGCCACCCAAGUUGAAGCUGUCAAUCAAACCAGGAGGCCUUGUCUUGUUUCCGUUACUACCCCUUAAACCCGUUUUCUAUUUGGAGCCUGAUCUAUCAUAUUGGGACUCGGGGCUUUGAGUAGGUAAUACGUUCAACGCUUAUUAUUUCGACAUUGCUAGUCGUACAAUGGAAUUGGCCUGGACUACCUACUUCCACCGAUCUCACGCCUACAGAUAUGGAUAUCUGUUGGUUCGACAAUUGGUGAUUCUGAUUAUAUUGGAUCUUGAAACAACCUACUAGACAAUUGGGUAAUACCUGUACCACGAUAAUUGCUUUUCUCAACGCAGAAUACCCAUACCAACAUACUCGAAUUCAGAAUUUUAAACCCGGAACGCCGUUCAUAUCCAAGAAUAAUAUGUUCUCUGCACGACAUUUCUAUC